This is a messenger RNA of Daldinia caldariorum, 1140 nucleotides long. RefSeq names its product mitochondrial ribosomal protein subunit L20-domain-containing protein. Gene Ontology annotation, cellular component: mitochondrial large ribosomal subunit. NCBI's taxonomy places the organism in Eukaryota, Fungi, Ascomycota, Sordariomycetes, Xylariales, Hypoxylaceae. The record is from RefSeq and is a predicted model, not a curated record. The coding region runs from base 474 to 1121 and encodes 215 amino acids. The transcript is spliced from 2 exons. Gene Ontology annotation, molecular function: structural constituent of ribosome.
ACCUAGGCCUACGGGGACCUACAAGAGAGCAAAGACUCAGAUUGAGACGAAGAUAACGAUGAUUGCGUACCUCUGAGGGCACCAAUCAAGCCUGUAGGCUGAAAUCAAUUGGACAAAUCUGGCGAGAUCGAUGGUCUGGGCCGUCUGGCACAUGAAACCUUUCCAAAGGCUGGAACUGGAUCUAACGUGGAUCGUACCUGGGUAGCUAUGGCCACGUGACCUGGUGCCCCUCGGCCCGCUGGAUGCUCCGACAAAAUUUCACUUGCAACCCUUUGCCCGAAGUUCCAUAUCAACUGAUUUGAUAGAAGAACUCGAGGGCCACUUCCGGAGGAGAGGGGAAAAAAGGAAAAGAAAGACAGCAAUUCCUCAAUUUGAGAAGUCCCCAUCCCUUUCCCUCUCUCUCUUAGAGGUGACAUUCUUCUUCAUCCUAACUCCAAGCCAAUCGAAUCGGCGGCACUUCCCACAAAGCGGAAAUGGAGUCUCGACCCCUCUUGCAGCCUCUGCUGCGCUCCAUCAACGCGGCACCUGUCUCGACGAGCACAAGAGCGGCAGUAACAAUAGCUUCUAUACCACGACGGUACCAGUCCUCGACGGCCCGGACAAAGCGCGCCCUGAAAAUCGCGCCUCACCCCUCUUUCUUCCCCCCCGACUUUGCCUCCAGCAGCGAAUCUUCCACCCAGCUGAUCUACAACCCGCCGUCCUCCGCGCCCUCCGUCUACCACACGCCCUUCAAAUUCCUGCCCCCCAGCGACCCGCGGCGGAAAGCCAACCUCGCCCAGCUCCUGCGGCCCUCCGCGGAUGACGCCGCCCCGUCCAAAUCCGCCGCCCUGCCCCCGGAGCUCAAGGACCGCGAGCGCAAGUACAACGUGACGGAGGAGCAGGUCGAGGAGAUGCGCAUGCUGCGGGCGACCGACCCGGAGCGCUGGAGCGUCCUCCGCCUCGCCGAGCGCUACGGCUGCGCCCCUUACUUCAUCCUCAUGUGCUGCCGCGCGCCCGAAGACCACCGCCAGCGCGAGCGCGAGCGCCUCGAGGGCGUCAAGGCCCGCUGGGGCGCCAUCCGCGCCGCCGCCCGGGAGGAGCGCAAGAAGCGCAAGGACAUGCUGCACAAGGGCCUGUUAUAGACGAUCGCAGGGUUGGUCG